UUCUGCCACAGGUCGCACGGAUCGCUUUGCACGAUUGGUACAAGGAGGGCAGCACAGAUCGACAUGAGGACGACGCGGCAAACGAUACGACAAUAAUUCCUCUCACUCACUACGAAUCCUCUUCCCAUUCAUCGCCACACAGCAUCCGGCCUGCUGUCGCCUCGACGACGCGCGCAGCCCUGACGGGCCUCCAUCGCCAUGAGAUUGCGACCCUCCACGCCGCUGUCAGUGGUGCUGGCAGCAGCGUUCGCGUUGCUUCUCCUCGCUGUGCUCUCAGCGCCCAUUAUCACUUCCAUCCCACUCGGCUCAUUCGAGGGCUACACAUUUGGCGUCCUCGGGUACUGCAAACCUGACGGCUCGUGCACGAGUCUGGGCAUUGGCUAUGACACGGACAGCAAGUUGAAGGAUAACAACAGUGCUUUCGACAUGCCCAACAGUGUGCGGGACACCCUGUCCAUGGUUCUCAUUCUUCACCCGGUUGCAGCUCUGCUGGUCCUGGUCAUGUUCAUACUCGCUGUCACGUCGCACUUUCAUGCGCCUUCUCACUCCUCGCGAUACCUACUCGCCUCGUUCGUCUUCACCAUUAUUACUUUCCUAGUCUGUGCGGCAGCCUUUGUGGUCGAUGCCCUUAUGUUCAUGCCGCACAUGGCCUGGGGCACCUACAUUGUGCUUGCCUCGACCAUCAUGGUGGCCCUCAGCGGCGUGGUCACUUGCAUGAUGCGUCGCUCGCUCAUCAGCCGCAAGACGCGUAGAAAGAAGAUUGCCGAGAACGCGGAAAUGAGUGGCGAGAACUACUACAACCGCGAACCCACCAAGCCCAUGGGCUUCAACGUGGCACCUGCUGUCUCUGCAUCCAGCGGCGCCAACGGCGGCACCGACUCGUUGCCCACAUUCGCCACGUUUGAACAACACAAAAAGGACGACCAAGUCAGCGACGAACAGAUUCCAUUGACGCAACGGAGCCCUUCGGCUGGCCCUCACGGGAGCCGGCCGGGUGACGCUGCCACACUGAGCGACUCAGCAACUCGGAUCAACGCUCCUAUGAGGUCUGCUUCGCGCGACAGGUUCGGGACACCCGUCAAUGGACCGACCGAUGCAUACGGCGUGGCCAGAGGUCCUUCUAUGGAAAGUAUGCGCUCUAGAGGCUCUCAACAUGCCUACCGUGGAGGCCGGGGUGGACAUGGCCCAGGCCGCGGUGGUUUCGAUAUGUACGGUGCACCGGUGAGAGGCAGAGGCGGCCACGGCCCACCAGGUCGAGGCGGAUAUGGCCCUCGUGGUGGCCGUGGAGGCCGUGGCGGUUAUGGGCCUCCCCCACCUCAUCGUGGAGGAUAUGGACCAGGCCCUAUGCGAGGUGGCCGAAACCCGCCACCGCCUGGUCCAGGCUUCGCUGGUCACUAUGACCGGCGUCCAUCUCCUGCUGAUGGCUACGGGCAGCAUGGCCGCCGCAUGUCCAACGGCUAUACCGACCCAAGUGCGGAGUCGUCGGCACAGAACCUCGCCGGUGGUUAUGAAGGGUACCAAGGGAACAGUGCCGAGGGUUACAACUUGCCACGUGCUGAGUCUCCGCCCCCAAUGUCAAAUGAUGGGCGAUCGGGUCAGGCUGUUGAGAUGGAUGCGACAUCUGUCCCUGCCGAUCCCAACCAGGGGUACCAGCCCUACAACGGCCAGUUGCGGGACAACGAUUCAGAUGUUGCCGGUAUGGUAGGACUGCAGCAGGGUCGAUCUCCCGACAGACACGACACGUACAUGAGCGGCAGCGUGUACAGCAAUGAUGAGCAACAACAGUUCGUCCCAGCUCGUCAAGCGUGGAAUGACCAGGGGCGGAGCUCGCCACGGACACAUUCCCCUCUUCACGCGCAGCCCUUGCCGCAACACGACCAAGCAGACUACUAUGAAGACAUUGAUCCUCGGUUCGCUGCGCCCACACAAGGCCCGCAGCAGGGGUUCCUGCACCCUCAUGGCAAUGAGCCCAUAUACGAGGAUGUGCACGCGCAAAACAGCGGCGCGCGCAGUCCAGCCGAGUCCGAGAGAUCUACCUUCACGUCGAUCUCCCAACGAGGUGUGAACCCGCAAUGGAACCCGGCUCCUCCAAUGCCCCAACACCGAGGGCCUCCCCCACAUCGCCAGCAACAGCAGCGUCAGGACAUGAUCCUCGACAACCCCGACUUCCAGAUUCGUGGACCUCGUAGUGGAGGACCCAGCGCCACGGCUGGAGGAGCUCCUGGCAUGAUCCCAGGCAGUGCCUACCCAACUGGGCCGCUCUAGAGCCUGGAAGUUGAUUGUGCAUUGCUGGCCUCCUAUUUUUUUCGUUCGCGCGUGUACAGGUCCUCCCAAUUUUGAUCAAAUAUAACGCUGCCAGUCUGCAGCAAACUGCACCAGCUGGCUUCCCUUCGCUACGUUCCUUUACCGAAACUUUCGCCAGUACGGGAGUGUCAUUUCGCCGCGAGACAUUGUCACUUACUUGGCCUCAUCCUUUACGAGUACUCUACGUUCAGA
This is a messenger RNA of Emericellopsis atlantica, 2496 nucleotides long. RefSeq names its product SUR7/PalI family-domain-containing protein. Gene Ontology annotation, cellular component: plasma membrane; cell division site; growing cell tip. The record is from RefSeq and is a predicted model, not a curated record. The transcript is spliced from 3 exons. Bases 199 to 2265 code for a protein of 688 amino acids. Lineage: Eukaryota; Fungi; Ascomycota; Sordariomycetes; Hypocreales; Bionectriaceae.